Molecule: messenger RNA, 2067 nt
Organism: Orbicella faveolata
Lineage: Eukaryota; Metazoa; Cnidaria; Anthozoa; Scleractinia; Merulinidae
Source: RefSeq, a predicted model, not a curated record
UUAAGCACAUUUAAAAGUUCACUAGCGGGGUAUUGAUUCAGAAAUAUCUCAUCUCUAUUUUCGAGACGGCUAUUUCUCCAUUUAACGGAGCCACUUCGGGUAUCGUUCGGCUGCAAUCUUCGAUAGGUUUUAGAAAACCGGAAAAAGUUGUCGAAGGAAUUCGAACCCAUGACUUCUACGUUAUUGGACAAUGUAAAGCCUGGGCGCAAUAUACCUUUUCAACGAUGAGAACUACCUCACUUACAGCAAGUCUUAUCUUAGUAAUCUCUCUGUUUAUUGCCACCGUUCACGCGCAAAAUCAAGGGAUUGACCGUUGUGACGGAAUCACCAAUAACACUAUCCGAUCUCAAAUCUGCCUGUCUGGAAAGUGUCCGUUCAUCUGCGGCAGCGCCAAUGAAUCAGCUUACUCCAAAUGUGACCAAGUAUGUGUCGUGGAGCCUUGCGCGUCGUUGAGCUGCAACUCUUCAGAGUGUUUCCAGCGGUGCCUAGCGGGAGGAUGUGAGUCGCUGCACUGUUCAAGCGAUGACUGCACACAGACAUGCAUGGGAAAUUGUUCUCGCGUAAACUGCACGAUGACGUCCAAAUGCAACCAGCAAUGCGAGAAGGGACAUUGUGGAUUGCACGCCAGCGGUGAUGGUGUGGUUGUCCAGAAUUGCGCCGAGAUGUGUAGUGAUGUGAAGUGUGAGGCUGACGAUUGCCGGCAAGUCUGUGAAGGAGAGGGGUGCGGUUUGGAGUGUUCCAAAGACGCCGGGGAGUGUAAUCAGAAUUGCAAAGGGCCUUGCACCAUGCAGUGCGGUGCUUCGAGAAAGUGUGAAACCAGUUGCACAGGAGGAAAAUGCAAUUUGGACUGUAACAACGCUAACACCGCGCUCUGUGAGCAAACCUGUGCUCAUGGCGCCUGCAAUAUCAAGUGCACAGCAAUGAACUGUGAUAGCUCAUGCUCGGGAGGUCACUGUGCCGACUUCAAGUGCACCGCUGGCGAAAACUGCACACAGAACUGUGGGCACAACUGUACCAAUAUGAGAUGCACAGCCAAGGAAUGCGAUCAAACCUGCACCAAGGGCAACUGUAAAAUGUACUGUGAGUCAGGUUCAGACUUGUGCAUUAUGUCCUGUCCUGGUGGAAAUUGUCUGCUCCACUGUGAUGGAGCCAAAUGUAAACGCGACUGUUCUGGCGGUAGGUGUGUGCUAUCUGGAUCAGGGAAAGAGGAGACGACUCCAAGACCAACAGUCACCGCGGCACCCAAGCCAAGUGGUAAUGCACCAGGGCCCAUGUCAGCCGCUUUGGCCUUUUUUGUUCCUUGGAUAGCCUACAUCUUUUCUGUGUACGAAUACUAACGAUCUUCACACUGAUUCAAUUAACUAAGAACUCUACCGUAAUUUUACAUCGCCGCUUUUUGUAAUGAGCGCUCACAGCUGUCAGACAGGCGAUAUAUUUUUAUCCGCGUAUUAUAUUUUAAGAUAGCGCCCUCUAAAGUCUCUUCAGACCAGGAAGGGGCGGGGGACUUCUAAGCAAGGACCCCACCAACUUUGAAUGCUUCUAGCUUUUAAAGGAUUGCAGUAAUGAACUCAGUUUAGCCGUUGGCAUAUGAUUGGUCAAUGAAGUUGAUUCUCCCAUGACAACCGUAUUUUGACUGUCAUGUUUUUCAAAUUUCAUUUUUUUCUGUUUUUAAUUACAUAUCUUAGCUUUCUUGCAAUAAUUGACUUUUAUCAUUUUAGGUGAAUUCAGCUUUCUUUAUCGCUUUUGAUUAUUAUUGAUGACAGCUGUUUUGAGGUAAUCACAUAGUUUCUAUGUUAUGCGGCGUCUUCAUUUCAUGUUAAGAUCUUCAAAGGAAACAAUUUUGUACGUAUUAUAAAGCCCCACCCCCAGUCCCAAGAGACCACAAAAGGCCCGCUAAGAAAAUACAGAGUUUAGUUGUUUGAUAAUUUUUAACCUGAAAGUUUACUGAUUGUCAAACCGUUAAGUAGUUGAAGUCAAGAGUUCCACUUUUAUCCAGCACGGUUCAAAAUUGUGCACUAAUUGGUCCUAUAAUCUAGCCAAAUAUAUUCAAAGUCAGUCAUAACUUUU